AUGACACAGUCCAGCUGUUUCAACUGCAGCUCUACAAUGCCUCUAGAAUCCACAAGCCUGCAGAAAUGGAGGAACUCAGAGAUAGACUCCUCUGUAGCUAAAUCAGAUGCCUUGGUUAUGAAGAAUCAUAUGCCUGCACUGAUUCUCAUCUAUGUGAUCUGGAAUCUGGGGAAGCUGCUGUAUGGGGGGAUGAAAGAUUCCUUUAGCGAGGCUGAAAAUUUUAUAGAGAUUGCCAUCCAGAAACAAAAGGAGCAGUUGUUUGCAGAGCUUAACAGAAUCGAUGUGCAAAUGAUGCGGAGUGUUACUAGGGUGCAGAAAUCAGAGAUGGCGUAUGAACUCCAUGGUUUCCUGGCUGGAAAUGUCAGCAUCGUUACUGGAGAAAACAUCAAGCCUUCUUACGUUGGAGAUGAUGAGGCCUUUCUGCGGAAGGUCUCCAGAUUGCUUCUAUCUCGGCUGGCCAAUGCGUGA
Eruca vesicaria subsp. sativa (arugula) is the source of this 468-nucleotide messenger RNA. The record is from the annotation of a GenBank genome assembly. NCBI's taxonomy places the organism in Eukaryota, Viridiplantae, Streptophyta, Magnoliopsida, Brassicales, Brassicaceae.